GCGAUUCUGUUCCUCUUAGCGACACCAACGUCGUGAAGAGGUCGUGAAGAGGUGUCCGCUCGUCGCGUCUGUUUUCACGCUCGAAUUAAUGAGAUUUUGUCGCGACGAGCGAUAAACCAAACAGGCUCAGACAAAAAUUUUAGCUUCCUUAUUUUUCUCUUUUUCGGCAGCGGAACGGCUUGUGCGCACCGCACCCACACGGAAGCGGUCGCGGUGGGAACGGAAACCUAAUCUGUAAACAACAGUGUGAGUGGCAACAGUGGCAACAAAACGCGUGCGAGGCGACAGAAGAACAUGUUCAAAAACACCUUUCAGAGUGGAUUUCUGUCCAUCCUCUACAGCAUCGGGAGCAAACCCCUUCAGAUAUGGGAUAAGAAGGUAAGAAAUGGCCACAUCAAGAGAAUCACAGACAAUGACAUUCACUCACUGGUGUUGGAGGUUGAAGGGACAAACGUCAGCACCACCUACAUAACAUGUCCUGCAGACCCAAAGAAGACGUUGGGCAUCAAACUUCCAUUUCUGGUCAUGAUCAUCAAGAACCUUAAGAAGUAUUUCACCUUUGAAGUCCAGGUGUUAGACGAUAAAAACGUUCGGCGAAGAUUUCGGGCGAGUAACUAUCAGAGCACGACGCGAGUGAAGCCGUUCAUCUGCACCAUGCCCAUGAGGCUGGACGACGGCUGGAACCAGAUUCAGUUCAACCUGUCGGACUUCACCAGGAGGGCGUAUGGAACUAAUUAUAUUGAGACGCUGCGUGUACAGAUCCACGCUAACUGUCGAAUAAGGAGGGUGUACUUCUCCGACAGACUGUACUCUGAGGACGAGCUCCCAGCAGAGUUUAAACUCUAUCUGCCCGUCCAGAACCAAAAGGCAAAGCAGUAGAGUUUUUCAACCUGAACCUUUCCCCGUGACCUGAUGUGAAGUUUAGCUGUAAGACUUUCUGUGUGUAGAUAUGAGAUUUGUAAUAUUGUUAAUGUGGAGCUACGAAUUUUUUUGAGUGCUGUCUUGUGUUGCUCUCUGCACAAUAGUUUUUUAUGGACUGACCUGUCACUACAGUCUUCAGUGCAUUGUUGUUAACUGAUAAUUGGCAAAUACUGAUUCUACAGAAACCAUGUUCUGUGUCCUGAUCAAAAGCCAGAUGCUUUCUGAUAAUCAAGUGUUACUUGCCAGUAGAAUGAAGACAAAGUGCUUGUUUAAAAAAAAAAAUACAAAUAAAAAUAGACAGGUCUAUUCAUCAAAUAUAAACAAUCUUUAUCCAACAACACAAACAGUUUCAAAGAAAAAAAAACAUGAAAAUUAUUUUCCUUCUGAAAACAUAUACUCUUUGUUUCACUUGAUCUGAUGACAGAGUUUAGAGUAUGAACAAAUUAAUAAUAUGUUCAGAAACAGGAAGGGGUGGGCUUUAGCCAAAUUAAAUAACACAAUCUUUUACAAGAGAUGAAACCUAUCUUAUAUUAAUUCUCAGGAUGGCAUCUGUUCACUUUCAUAUUGCCAUUUUCAAGAAAUCUCAUGACAAACAAAAAGCAAAGCAGAAUUAAAAGUGAGCAACUUGGGAAAUGCAUUUUUCAUGUGAGGGUCAUGCAAAUAAAAUGAAUCAUUUAUUCUAUA
Messenger RNA from Scophthalmus maximus (turbot), 1605 nucleotides. Its product is annotated as cilia- and flagella-associated protein 20. Lineage: Eukaryota; Metazoa; Chordata; Actinopteri; Pleuronectiformes; Scophthalmidae. Gene Ontology annotation, cellular component: motile cilium; ciliary basal body. Bases 295 to 879 code for a protein of 194 amino acids. The transcript is spliced from 6 exons. Gene Ontology annotation, biological process: cilium assembly; regulation of cilium beat frequency involved in ciliary motility; positive regulation of cell motility. The record is from RefSeq and is a predicted model, not a curated record.